Abrus precatorius (Indian licorice) is the source of this 1177-nucleotide messenger RNA. RefSeq names its product mitochondrial outer membrane protein porin 2-like. The record is from RefSeq and is a predicted model, not a curated record. NCBI's taxonomy places the organism in Eukaryota, Viridiplantae, Streptophyta, Magnoliopsida, Fabales, Fabaceae. Gene Ontology annotation, biological process: monoatomic anion transmembrane transport. The transcript has 6 exons. The coding region runs from base 89 to 919 and encodes 276 amino acids. Gene Ontology annotation, molecular function: voltage-gated monoatomic anion channel activity. Gene Ontology annotation, cellular component: mitochondrial outer membrane.
AGAAAAGGCAUCAUUCAUUUCCUCGCCACCACACCCUGCUUCGUGAAGCUCACUGCAUCAACAUCUCUCUCUCUCUCUCAAAUCGAAAAUGAGCAAAGGACCGGGUCUCUUCUCCGAUAUUGGCAAGAAAGCCAAAGAUCUAUUGACUAAGGAUUACAGCUCCGAUCAAAAACUCACCGUUUCAUCCUGCAGCAAUGCUGGAGUGGCCCUCACUUCAACAGCUGUGAAGAAAGGAGGACUCUCAACUGGGGAUGUGGCAGCACAGUACAAGUAUAAGAACACUAUUAUUGAUGUUAAACUUGACACAGCAUCAAUUAUCUCCACGACCCUCACAUUCACUGACAUUCUCCCAUCCACCAAGGGCAUUGCUUCAUUUAAGCUGCCUGAUUAUAAUUCUGGCAAGUUAGAGGUUCAAUACUUCCAUGACCAUGCUACUUUAACAACAGCUGUUGCACUGAACCAAUCCCCUGUCAUUGAUGUUACUACCACAAUUGGUACCCCAAGCAUUGCUUUUGGUGCUGAGGCAGGCUAUGACACUACAUCUGGCGGCUUUACUAAAUAUAAUGCUGGGAUUAAUAUCACGAGACCUGAUUCAUCUGCUUCAAUAAUCCUUGGUGACAAGGGUGACAGCAUUAAAGUAUCAUACCUCCAUAAUCUGGACCAAUUUAAGAAGAGUGUUGCUGUUGCAGAGAUCAUUAGAAGGUUCUCAACAAAUGAGAACACUUUUACAGUAGGAGGGUCUUAUGCUGUUGACCAUCUGACACAGGUCAAGGCAAGGCUCAACAAUCACGGAAAGCUUGCGGCCCUCCUGCAGCAUCAGAUCAUACCAAAGUCAGUGUUGACUCUUUCUGGUGAGGUUGACACCAAGGCCCUGGAUAAAAAACCCAGGUUUGGGUUGGCCAUUGCCCUCAAACCUUGAGGGUUUUUUUUCAUUUUUACUAAUGAUUGGAAUUCCAACCUCAAUUCAAUUUUUUUGCGGGCCCUUGAAGGGAGGGCAAAUAAUUAGUUCCACAUAUGAGCGUUUCUUGUUUCUUCAUGAAUGGAUGAAAUAUUGCAAUAAUUUGGAAUCCACGGGUGGCUUCUGUUUCCCAGAUUUUUUUAUUGAAUUUUCUGCUUUUCCUCGUACUUUGUAGUAGACAUUCCGAGAUCUGAAAGUCCUGUUCUCCAGUAUGAUUAU